GGGCGGGGCGGCAGCGCGGCGCAUGCGCAGUGCGCGCCGCGGGGAGGCUCGCGGGGUCCUUCCUUCACCGUCCCCCUCGCCCCCUCCCCUCCCCGGCCGUCUCCGCUUCCUGCGUGCGUGGGCCCGCGGCGGGCGGGGUUUCCGGGAGCGCCGCCGCCGUCCGCGCGGAUAAAGCGCCACAGGAGGCUCCCCGCCGCCGCCACCGGGAUGAGCGGCAGCCGACGGCCGGUUUUACGGCGUCCAUGACAGGUCGCUAGCCGCGUCCCCGGUCCUGCCGCAGCGAGGAGGCGAGAGCCAGCGGCGGCAGCGCCAUGAGCGAGGUGGCGGUGGUGAAGGAGGGCUGGCUGCACAAGAGAGGGGAAUACAUCAAAACGUGGCGCCCCCGGUACUUCCUGCUGAAGAGCGAUGGCUCCUUCAUCGGCUACAAGGAGCGCCCCGAGACCUCCGACCACAGCUUGCCGCCCCUCAACAACUUCUCGGUGGCGGAGUGCCAGCUGAUGAAAACCGAGCGGCCCCGACCCAACACCUUCGUCAUCCGCUGCCUGCAGUGGACGACGGUCAUCGAGAGGACCUUCCACGUGGAUUCCCCCGAGGAGCGCGAGGAGUGGAUGCGAGCCAUCCAGACGGUGGCCAACAGCCUGAAGAACCAGGAGCCGGAGGUGGACGCCAUGGACUACAAGUGCGGCUCUCCCAACGACAGCACCGGGGCUGAGGAGAUGGAGGUGGCCGUCAGCAAAACCCGUGCCAAGGCGACCAUGAACGAUUUCGAUUACCUGAAGCUCCUGGGCAAAGGCACCUUUGGCAAAGUCAUCCUGGUGCGGGAGAAGGCCACCGGCCGCUACUACGCCAUGAAGAUCCUGCGGAAGGAGGUCAUCAUCGCCAAGGACGAAGUGGCGCACACCGUAACGGAGAGCCGGGUGCUGCAGAACACCAGGCACCCCUUCCUGACCGCGCUGAAGUACGCCUUCCAGACCAACGACCGGCUCUGCUUCGUCAUGGAGUACGCCAACGGCGGCGAGGUCUGUUUUUUCCACCUCUCGAGGGAGCGCGUCUUCACGGAGGACCGGGCUCGCUUCUACGGCGCGGAAAUCGUCUCUGCCCUGGAGUACCUGCACUCCAGGGACGUGGUCUACAGGGAUAUCAAGCUGGAAAACCUCAUGCUGGACAAAGACGGCCACAUCAAGAUCACCGACUUCGGGCUCUGCAAGGAGGGCAUCAGCGACGGAGCCACCAUGAAAACCUUCUGCGGCACGCCGGAGUACCUGGCCCCGGAGGUUUUGGAGGACAACGACUACGGGCGCGCCGUGGACUGGUGGGGGCUGGGGGUGGUGAUGUACGAGAUGAUGUGCGGCCGCCUGCCCUUCUACAACCAGGACCACGAGCGCCUCUUCGAGCUCAUCCUGAUGGAGGAGAUCCGCUUCCCCCGCACGCUCAGCCCCGAGGCCAAAGCCCUGCUGGCCGGGCUGCUCAAAAAGGACCCCAAACAGAGGCUCGGGGGAGGCCCCAGCGACGCCAAGGAGGUGAUGGAGCAUCGCUUCUUCGCCGCCAUCAACUGGCAGGACGUGGUCCAGAAGAAGCUCGUGCCCCCCUUCAAGCCCCAAGUGACGUCCGAGAUCGACACGCGCUACUUCGACGACGAGUUCACCGCCCAGUCCAUCACCAUCACGCCGCCGGACCGCUACGACAACAUGGGCUCCCUGGAGAGCGACCAGCGCACGCACUUCCCCCAGUUCUCCUACUCCGCCAGCAUCCGGGAGUGACGAGCGCCGGGCGAUUCCUCCCACCAGGGGACCCGGGGGGGCUCUGCCCCACCCCCGGGGGGGGCUCUGCCCCACGCUUGGGGGGGCCGCGGGAGGCCGCAGCGGCCGCAGCCUCGCUCCGCGGCCGGCACCGAGCUGCUCCUCCCUCCCCCGAGCGUAGGACUGCUUUUUAUUUUAUUUUAUUGUUUUAUUAUAUAUAUAUUUU
Messenger RNA from Cygnus atratus (black swan), 1965 nucleotides. It is a transcript of the gene AKT2, whose product is annotated as AKT serine/threonine kinase 2. Gene Ontology annotation, biological process: protein phosphorylation. Gene Ontology annotation, molecular function: protein serine/threonine kinase activity; ATP binding. The record is from RefSeq and is a predicted model, not a curated record. NCBI's taxonomy places the organism in Eukaryota, Metazoa, Chordata, Aves, Anseriformes, Anatidae.